Molecule: messenger RNA, 1488 nt
Organism: Vicia villosa (hairy vetch)
Lineage: Eukaryota; Viridiplantae; Streptophyta; Magnoliopsida; Fabales; Fabaceae
Product: protein trichome birefringence-like 43
Exons: 5
Coding region: 213-1298 (361 amino acids)
Cellular component (GO): Golgi apparatus
Molecular function (GO): O-acetyltransferase activity
Source: RefSeq, a predicted model, not a curated record
CCAUACACUCACACGCCUAAAAUACUCACAUAUUUUGUAUAUGGUAUUUGUUUUUGUUAAUGCAUAUCCAUUCCAAUUUAAAUCCAUUUGAUGUUAACUCAUCUCCCUCCUUCAUCAUAUAAAUAGAUACAAACCUUAUCAAAAAAAAUUGCAAACAUCUUCCAUCAACAAAAGAAAAGAAAACACACCCUUGUUGUGAGUACAAGUAUACCAUGAAAUUUAUCAUCAUAUUUGUUUUGAUAUUCCAUACUCUUUCCAUGAGUCUUGCACAUGGGAAGAAGGUUAAUAUUGAUCACAAGGAAAUAAUUGUAAAGAGUGGUUGUGAUUUGUUUAAAGGAAGAUGGGUUUAUGAUGAAUCAUACCCUUUAUAUGAAACUUCACAGUGUCCUUUUAUUGAGAAAGAAUUUGAUUGUCAGAGUAAUGGUAGACCAGAUCAAUUCUAUCUCAAGUAUAGAUGGCAGCCCACAGGAUGCAACUUGCCUAGAUUCAAUGGUGAAGAUUUCUUAAGAAGAUAUAGAGGGAAGAGUCUAUUGUUUGUGGGAGACUCCUUGAGUUUGAAUCAAUGGCAAUCACUCACUUGCAUGCUUCACAUAGGUGUUCCACAAGCUCACUAUACCUUAGUGAGAAUUGGUGAUCUCUCCAUUUUCACCUUCUCGAGCUACAAUGUUAAAGUGAUGUUCUCUCGCAAUGCAUUUUUGGUGGACAUUGUUGGUGAAAAUAUUGGUAGAGUUUUGAAACUAGAUUCUAUUCAAGCUGCCCAAACAUGGAAAGGAAUUGAUGUCUUGAUUUUUGACUCUUGGCAUUGGUGGCUUCACACCGGAAGAAAACAACCAUGGGAUUUUAUUCAAGAAGGGAAUAAUAGAUUUAGAGAUAUGGAUCGUUUGGUUGCAUAUGAGAAAGGACUGAAAACAUGGGCCAAUUGGAUUGAUACAAAUAUUGACGUUAAUAAAACAAGAGUGUUCUUUCAAGGAGUCUCUCCGGAUCAUGUUAACUCAGAGCAAUGGGGAACACCAACAGAAAGUGCAAAAUUUUGUGAAGGACAAGAGAAACCAUUAUUAGGAACCAUGUAUCCAGGAGGCCCCCACCCAGCAGAGUUGGCUUUACAGAGAGUUCUAAGUACCAUGAAAAAGCCUAUAAAUUUGCUUGACAUUACAACUUUGUCACAGCUUAGAAAAGAUGGCCACCCUUCAGUUUAUGGACAUGGAGGACAUAGGGACAUGGAUUGCAGCCAUUGGUGCCUGGCUGGUGUUCCUGAUACUUGGAAUCAACUUUUAUAUGCAGCUUUAAUUCAAAAUUGAUUAAUGUAUAUUUUGAAUCAAUAUUUGUAAAGAUUAUUGAAUAAGUUAUCUCAUUGCAAAGAGUGGAAUUUUAAGUUGGAAUUAGAAAAGUUGGCAGAGCAUUGAAGAUUCUACCAGAAUUUUUUGUUUUUGGUUAAAUAUGUUUUUGUCUAUGUAAAUUAGUAAAUUUUAUAUUUGAUCUCUAUAAAAA